GUUUAGAAACAGAAACUCUUCAGAUGACAUUACUCUUUCUGGAAGGAAGAACCUCAAGUUAUUCUUAUUCCAAAAUAUCAAACCAACAGUCUCUCUUUUCAGGUCUUGGAAACUGGCUGUGUAAAACUGCUUAAAAAGACUGUGACGGGAGGAGAGAAGAGCUGCAGAACCACAUGUAACAUGGUGCUAAAGGAAUCGCCCACAACAAGGAUCAUGGGUUACUCAUCUUUUGAAUGUAUAAAGAAUCCUUGGAUUGAUGACAAUCUGAAGUUCAUUUCAAAUGAACAUGAAGUUAACAUUCCACUAAUUUCAAAAGACCCAGAUUCUCUUUCCAAUCUAAAUCAAUUAGAAGAAGAUGACAAUGCUUCUUCAGGAUCUGAUGAUUCCUACCAUUCCUGCAAUCUAACCAUUCCAUCUAAAAAAGACAAACAAGUUUUUUUCAACAUUCUGAAACAUUUCCUUGAAGAUCAGAGCAUCUUACAAGAAGGCAAUGAGGAAGAACGUUGGUGUGACAAAAGCAAACUGAAGUUAAAAUAUAUGGGAAGAAAGUGCAACGCACUCAUUCUGGAUGGAGAUGGGAAUGAAUUAUGGGAGGGAAUAAUAGAAACAAAACAUAUAUACCUCAACUGGAGGGGUGAUGAGGUAGAACCUCUAAGCUUAGAGAAUCUCCAAAGUGUGCAGAAUAAAUUAAAAUUCCUUGGAAUUCAAAACAAGAAAGUGUGUGAUUGCUUCUCGCUGGCUAGAGCCCAAUUUAUGGAAGAGCCAAACUGGGUGCAGGAGAAUAUGAAACUGAAAAUAAUUUGCUGUGAAGUUAUUCUGACCUUUGGUAAAGGAAAGAACUUGGCCACGGUUCUUUAUGAUGACAUCAAGAAAAUACCGAAGUACAAUAUGGAAAUGGCACAUUGGUAUACCAAGUUGUACAGGUCCCUCAGGUUUCUUUCUGAUUGGUUGGUCACAUUUUUUAGAAGCAAUUCUAAAUUUUUUUCUCAUAUUGGAUCUUUCUUACAAUGUGUUUACCAAUUUCUAUCACUGUGCAGUAAAUACAAACAGCUGUGACCAGUAUUUCUGUGUUUCUAGUUCAAAUUAACAAGAGGAUGGUUCUUUUGUGUUAGCCAUUUUCUGAAAAUCCUUUAACUUUCUGCAAUAUUAUUUGUACCUGCUAUCAGAAAAAGGAUGUUCCCGUUUGCUCUUAAAUACUUGGGUUGUUUUUUUUUUGUUUUUUGUUUUAAAAGCAAAUUGAAGAAUUAAGUAGGAGGAAUUGAACUCUGCAGGCACCACAGUGGCUGUUUCUUCUAACAGAAGUAGCUAUGUUGAUAACUUUUCAAUGAUGAGUUGACGACUACAGAUCUACAGAAAAACAGAGUUGGA
Notechis scutatus (mainland tiger snake) is the source of this 1368-nucleotide messenger RNA. The record is from RefSeq and is a predicted model, not a curated record. NCBI's taxonomy places the organism in Eukaryota, Metazoa, Chordata, Lepidosauria, Squamata, Elapidae.